AGCCAUCGUCCUCAGCGCCCACCCUCUCCAACAUCCUCAACCCAAACCCUAACCCUAACCCUCCAUCAAAGAUCUCAUCAUCAAAUCCGCAAAUCUUGUCCCCAUACCCGCCGGCCUCCUCCGUCUCGGGCUUCAUCUUUGACUCUAUCCCCGAUCCUGCCGCCAAACCUUAAUUCAAUCGCCGAUCCCUUCGAUACAGCGCCGAUCGCAGGAGAUGAGAUCAGGAUCUCCGGGUUCAACCCUGAGACGGUUCAAGAGGAUUUGAUUCCCAGCGGUAUGUUCCCUCUCGGGUGAGUCCCAAAGAGAUAAAAUCACAGCAAGCUUUUGGAAUCUCUGUGCUCUUGGGUUUCUGGCAACUGUCUUCUCUGCUAUACAUGUGUGCUUUUAUUGGGAAACACAUCAUUGGAAUUUGGUACAAGUCUUGCUUCAAUUGAAGAUUAUACUAGUGUGCUAUAAUUGGGAAACACAUCAUUGGAAUUUGUGUAGGUGCAGAAGAGUGGCAGGCUUCUAACUGAUUAUUGGGUAGGAUCGGUUUGUUUUCCUACAACCAGUUUGUAGGGCAUAGGCUGAGCAAGGUCGAACUUCAUCAAGCAUCAUAGAAGCAAUGGAGCCACCAAAUUCAAGAAAUUCUCGGACUGCUCACCCUCAAGUUCAUGGAAAACAUAGGGAGAAAUACUUUUCUACUUAUGAUAGAGAGCAUCUUAGUGGACAGCAUAAUCAUAAAAUACUUGGACAUAAGCAGAAGGGUCCUGAAAAUUAUGUUAGAAAGAGGAGUCGACAUGAACAUAUUUCAAGGACGCCUGGUAGAUCUGAUUGGGAUGAUGGACGAUGGCAAUGGGAUGAUACUCCUCGUCGUGAUGGUCGUGAUAGCCGCUCUAUUUCCUACAAGCCCAAUCGUUUAUCACCAUCUCCUAUGCUAGCUGGGGCAUCACCAGAUGCACGGUUAGUGUCUCCAUGGUUGGGUGGAAAUACACCUCGUUCUGCAGCUUCACCGUGGGAUCAUAUUGCUCCUUCUCCGGUGCCAAUACGUGCAUCGGGCUCCCGUAGAAGAGCUUCUGAAUCUAGUAGUGGUCAAAGAAUGCAUCGGCCUACCUCUUCUUCAGUUACAAUUUGGGAGGACAAUGGGGUUGAUAAGAACAAUUUGGCACUUGAACAAACAUACAACAUUACAGAUGAAAUGCGUCAGGAAUGGGAUUAUAACGCUGAUCGGGCAUGGUAUGACAGAGAAGAAAUUAACACGAUGUUUGAUGCUGUUAGCUCAUCAAUUUUUCUUGGGGAUGAUGCAUCAUACCGGAAGGAAGAAGCAGAGUUGGCAAAGAAGUUGACUCGAAAAGAUGGAUCUCUAAUGACCCUUGCCCAAAGUAAGAAGCUGUCACAACUUACUGUUGAUAAUGCUCAAUGGGAAGACCGGCAGCUUUUGAGAUCUGGAGCCGUUAGAGGGACAGAGGUACAGACGGAAUUUGAGAAUGAAGAUGAGCACAGAGUUAUUCUGCUUGUUCAUGAUACAAAGCCUCCUUUCCUUGAUGGGAGGGCUGUUUACACAAAGCAGGUGGAGCCUGUCAUGCCUAUAAAAGAUCCCACAUCAGACAUGGCCAUAAUAUCACGAAAGGGUUCUGCAUUGGUGAGGGAUAUUCAUGAAAAGCAAAGCAUGAACAAGUCACGGCAACGGUUCUGGGAGCUUGCGGGAUCAAAACUCGGAGAUAUAUUAGGUGUUGAGAAAACAGCUGAGCAGGUUGAUGCAGAUACAGUCAAAGUAGGAGAGCAUGGUGAAGUUGACUUCAAGGAAGAUGCAAAGUUUGCUCAGCACAUGAAGCAAAAGGGUGAAGCUGUCAGUGAAUUUGCUAAGUCAAGGUCCAUAGAGCAACAAAGGCAAUAUCUACCUAUAUUUUCAGUCCGCGAAGAGUUGCUGCAGGUGGUCCGUGAAAAUCAGGUUAUUGUGGUGGUCGGCGAAACUGGUUCAGGAAAAACUACACAGCUAACACAGUACUUGCUGGAGGAUGGGUAUACACGGAGUGGGAUUGUUGGGUGUACCCAACCCAGACGUGUGGCGGCGAUGAGUGUUGCAAAGCGAGUAAGUGAAGAAAUGGACACUGAAUUGGGUGACAAAGUUGGAUAUGCCAUUAGAUUUGAGGAUGUUACAGGACCAAACACUUUAAUAAAGUACAUGACAGAUGGUGUACUUCUUCGAGAAACUUUGAAAGACUCUGAUCUAGACAAAUACCGUGUUGUUAUCAUGGAUGAAGCGCAUGAGAGGUCACUAAGUACUGAUGUUUUGUUUGGUAUAUUGAAGAAAGUUGUCGCUCGAAGGCGUGACUUUAAGCUCAUUGUUACAUCAGCAACACUAAAUGCACAAAAGUUCUCCAACUUUUUUGGAAGUGUGCCAAUAUUUCACAUUCCUGGAAGGACGUUUCCUGUGAACAUCUUGUACAGUAAAACACCUUGUGAAGACUAUGUUGAAGCUGCAGUGAAGCAGGCUAUGACAAUUCACAUAACCAGCCCUCCUGGUGACAUUCUCAUCUUCAUGACAGGACAGGAUGAGAUUGAAGCCACCUGUUAUGCCCUCGCUGAGCGUAUGGAGCAGCUAAUUACAUCGACCAGCAAGGCUGUGCCCAAGCUUUCCAUACUGCCUAUAUACUCUCAGUUGCCGGCAGACCUGCAAGCUAAGAUCUUCCAGAAAGCUGAGGAUGGGGCUCGCAAAUGCAUCGUGGCAACCAACAUUGCAGAGACAUCUUUAACGGUGGAUGGAAUCCUGUAUGUAAUAGACACUGGUUACGGCAAAAUGAAAGUCUACAACCCGAGGAUGGGUAUGGAUGCACUCCAAGUUUUUCCAGUCAGCCGAGCAGCAGCUGAUCAGCGGGCUGGGAGAGCAGGCAGAACUGGUCCGGGUACAUGCUAUCGUCUGUACACAGAAUCAGCCUACCAAAAUGAAAUGCUCCCAAACCCUGUUCCGGAAAUCCAGAGGACCAACCUUGGUAAUGUGGUUCUGCUGCUUAAAUCAUUAAAGGUCGAGAACCUAUUGGACUUUGACUUCAUGGAUCCGCCUCCUCAGGAGAACAUUCUGAACUCUAUGUACCAACUUUGGGUGCUGGGUGCAUUGAAUAAUGUUGGCAGCCUCACGGACCUUGGCUGGAAAAUGGUUGAGUUUCCCCUUGAUCCGCCACUGGCGAAGAUGUUACUGAUGGGGGAGCAGCUGGAGUGUAUAAAUGAAGUGCUAACUAUUGUUUCAAUGCUUUCAGUUCCAUCAGUUUUCUUCCGUCCAAAGGACCGAGCAGAGGAAAGUGAUGCAGCGAGGGAGAAAUUCUUUGUCCCUGAAUCUGAUCACCUGACACUUCUAAAUGUGUACCAGCAGUGGAAAUCAAACCAGUACCGUGGUGACUGGUGUAACGAUCACUUCUUGCAUGUCAAAGGUCUCAAGAAAGCAAGGGAAGUUAGGUCCCAAUUGCUGGACAUUCUCAAAUCCCUGCAUAUCCCUCUGACAUCGUGCGGGAUGGAUUGGGAUGUGGUGCGGAAGGCCAUAUGUUCAGCAUAUUUCCACAAUGCCGCAAGGCUGAAAGGUGUUGGAGAGUAUGUCAAUUGCCGCAAUGGGAUGCCAUGCCAUCUUCAUCCAAGCAGUGCUCUCUAUGGCUUGGGAUAUACACCAGAUUAUGUUGUCUACCAUGAACUUAUACUAACCACUAAGGAGUAUAUGCAGUGUGUAACUGCAGUUGAACCACAGUGGCUGCCGGAGUUGGGCCCUAUGUUCUUCUCUAUUAAAGAGUCUGACACUUCCUUGCUUGAUCACAAGAAGAAACAGAAGGAAGAGAAAACUGCGAUGGAGCAGUUGAGGUCAGAGAAAGCAGAAGAAGCGAGGAACUGCAGCAGCAGGUUAUAAUGGCUGGACUGAACCAGGAAAAAAAUUAAAAAUGCUUUAAUAACCUUCAUGCAUUUUAACAUAUAAAAAACUAGUUAAAAGUUGAACUCAUGUGAUAUUUUAAUAGAUAAAUGAUGAGUCAAUAAACUAACGUCAUUUAGUUAA
This is a messenger RNA of Dioscorea cayenensis subsp. rotundata (Guinea yam), 4015 nucleotides long. RefSeq names its product pre-mRNA-splicing factor ATP-dependent RNA helicase DEAH7-like. Gene Ontology annotation, cellular component: intracellular anatomical structure; spliceosomal complex. Gene Ontology annotation, molecular function: ATP binding; RNA binding. Lineage: Eukaryota; Viridiplantae; Streptophyta; Magnoliopsida; Dioscoreales; Dioscoreaceae. Gene Ontology annotation, biological process: mRNA splicing, via spliceosome. The record is from RefSeq and is a predicted model, not a curated record.